Aedes albopictus (Asian tiger mosquito) is the source of this 1834-nucleotide messenger RNA. RefSeq lists its product as uncharacterized. The transcript is spliced from 2 exons. NCBI's taxonomy places the organism in Eukaryota, Metazoa, Arthropoda, Insecta, Diptera, Culicidae. The record is from RefSeq and is a predicted model, not a curated record. Bases 106 to 1518 code for a protein of 470 amino acids.
ACCGAGAAGGACCAGAAAUUAGCGUUUCUAGACUUGACUGUGAUCAGAAACCCAGAUCAAAGCCUAACUACGGAGUGGUACGCAAAACCUAUAGCAUCAGGGCGCAUGCUCAAUUACAAAUCCCAUCACCAGUCUAAACACAAGAUGAACGUGGCCAAAAAUUUCAUCCACAGAGUGUGGUACCUUACACGAAACAAGUCCAAAGAUGAAAUAGUAGCAAUCAUUCACCGACAUCUGCAGCUGAAUGACUACCCCAGACAAUUAAUCAACCGAUUAAUAAACCUGUACGAGAACAAGAAACAGUUAUCCACACAACGCGCCACCACCACUGUGAUCGAAAUAACCGAGAACACCCAAAGCCGACCAUCACGCCAGCCUCCCACCCCGCCAGCCAUUCUGCCAGCCGUUCCCAGCCCGUCCACACUGAUCGAAAUCAAUGAGGACACCCAAAACCGAUCAUCUCGCCAGCCUCCCACCCCGCCAGCCAUUCUGCCAGCCGUACCCACACCACCCACACUAAACGUUAUCACCGAGGACACCCAUAGCCGACCAUACCGCCAGCCGCCCACCCCGCCAGCCAUUCUGCCAGCCGUACCAACAUCCACGCCACCCGCACGGACCGAAACCGUCGAAAACACCGAUCAAAGCCGAUCAACACACAAGUCUUCCACCAGUCCAGCCACCGAAUCUACACAACUCGAACCACUGCGCCCACCAAUGACCCCCAGCCAGAUGCAGCAACAGCACGAACCACUUUCCCACCAUCGAAGUGCAUCUUCUGGUGAUAAUCACGAUCACCCAACAUCACCUCCACAAAACACGAUCUCCAAUCAACCAAACACAACAAAUCCUGCAGCAGAACAACCUGAAACUACAAACAAUGUUAAAACAUAUAGGGCAAUCCCGUACAUACCUGCACUUUCCCAAAAAAUCAUCAACAUACUAGCCAAAGAUUAUCCCAACUUGACAAUAACAACGAAACAGAACCGAGUAAUCAAAAGCCUCCACACACAAGUCAAGCAACCUAUAAUCAGAGACGAUGUUAGUAACACAAUAUACAAAAUACCAUGUAGUAACUGCGAAUGUUGCUACAUUGGAAUGACCACAAACACACUUAGGAAAAGACUAGCAGGGCACAGAUCAAAUGUAAACAGAUUAGAUAAGCUGAUAAAUGAUAACAACACAAACACAGAAAUAGCCAAGACUUCACUGAUCGAGACCACCACAGCACUAAUACAACAUUGUGUAGAACAAAAUCACCGAUUCGAUUUAGAACGCACACAAAUUAUUGACCACAGUUAUAAACAAUCCACACUUCCAUUCCUGGAGAUGUGUCACAUCACUAACACAGACCACACAGUCAAUAAACGAACGGACAUAGAUAGAUUGAGUACGACAUACGCAGCAGUGUUGCACGACAUAAAAAGUAGAAGGGAACAAAAUGCACCAAAGAGAAAUGUUAGCGAUGAGAGGGACUCAAUUGUACCGAUAGGGCACGCUAAUCAAUCCGAAAGAUAGAAGAAAGUAGAGUAGAAAGUUUGCGCCAUUGCCAGUACAAGUUGUGCGAGAAAAAUCAGAAAUUUUAAAGUGUAAGAUUAGUUUUUAAAAAGGUAUAUUCAGUAAUAGUUUCCACAUUAUGUAACACAUUCAAACCUUACAGCAUGUACCAAAAACAGCGUGAUCCGACAGUUAUAGUUAGACGAAACAUAGGACAAAUAACGACACAAAGAUUUACCCCCUGAGGAAGACACAAACCCCGUGUCGAAACGUUGGGCAAAUAAAUAACGUCGUUUGUUCAUUUUAUGACUGCGUAGCCAAAAACAGUUAAUAGAAA